CCAUGGGUUGCUGCUGCGUGCCUGGUGGGAGGGCCACUGGGCCUCUCCUCGGACCCCCCGCCCCCUACUGACCCUCAGUUUUACCAGCAGUGCAUGCACCUGGUGCUUCUUGUGUGGUUUGUGUGCGCUCUGCCGUGCCCUGCCACAGCUGUGCUUGUCACAGUGCUGGCAAGGCCACCAGGUCCUAGGUGUGUCCACCUUGAGGGUUUGUAGCUAUCUGGGUCUGAGAUGGGCCUUCCAUUUGGAGAGCUCUGCUAGGUAGGUAUGUGGCUCUGUAGAGGGCCAGUCUCAGGACUUCUGAGCCGUGUGUGUGUGUGUGUGUGUGUGUGUGUGUGUCCCCGUCCGUCCUUGUCCACCACUCAUCACUGGGGGAGCAGCCUGCCUCAGCUGCCUGAGCUCUGGACACAGCUUGCAUCCCUGUCCCAAGGCCUAUCCCCAGGUGCAAAGGGUGGAGUGCCCUGGUUCAGGGCCUGCAGUGUAUACCAGCACUCCUUAGGAAAUGGGCUAUCUGCCCUGGGGUUGUUGGGAGUGGAAGAUGGCACCUGCUGCCUGGUCCCCAUUUAAGCUUGCUUCUAGGAAGCACUGAGGCCACUACCAAGACCCCUCACAGUAGAGGACAGACUGUUUUGCUGAGUCUGAUCCCUCACCAAAGGGAGUUCCAUAAAGCACAUGGGAGCAGGACCCUGGUGAGCCCUAAAGGGUCGCUUCCUACAGGGCUAUGGGUGGAUGGGAACCUGAUGGAGUGUAGUCCUAGAGGGGGCAGUGAGGUUGCCGCAGACCUCCCAGGCAGCAGAUGUCCAUGUCGUGGGCCUGUGCUGUUUAUCCCAGAUGCCUACUCUCACCCUAGGCACCAGCCUGACUAGUACAUACCUCAGGGCCAUUUCUUGAGUUCCUAAUAAUAGAUUGGCAUUCUGAGCAGCCACUGGACAGCCCUUCAUUACACCCAUUCAACUGUGUUGUCACCCCCAGCCCCAACUAACCCAUGCUGGCAGGGCCCAGGUGCUGCCCAGCAGGAAGAAAAACCAAGCUGAAGAUGGCCUGGUAGGAUUGGCGUGAUGAAUGAAGAGGGGCAGCUGGAAGGAGGACUGGUCCUGCCCUGUUCCAGCCAGGUGGUGGGAGGGUUGAGGGUCCAUGGGAGCUUUUCCUUCAGGCCCUUGGGGUUACCCUACCCCCAUGGGUGGGAUAGAGGAAGAGGGGUCCCUGGCAUGUGACCCCAGAGCUCACCUGACAGUAAGGUCUGAAGGGCACUGUAGGAGCUUUGAGGGAUCUCUGGGCAGGUCUGGGGAUGAAAAGGCACAGGACUCCCCACAUGAAUUCACAUAGCUGUGAGCCAGAAGUGCCUGAGGUUGUUGGGCCAUCUCUGCAGUCCCUGCUGAGGGCCUGGGGCUAUUGGGCUGUCAUGGAGACAUGGGUCGUAUCAGUGAGGCAUCAGGGAAGCAGGUUGUCCUGUAGUGGGCACUGGCCAGGCAGCUGGGGGCUGGGUGUGACUCCCAGACCUCUCCUGGGGGAGGACAGCUAUGGUUGAGCAGCCUACCCCAGCCCCCAAGAUCUUGGGGACCCCACAAUGGCUAUGACUACAGAUAUUAACCUCCCCCUGACUCCACAGAGUAUCUUCAGGGACAUGGCCCAGGACAGAUAGACUGAGUUCUUGUUGGGUCUGGUGGGAGAUGGGGGUCCACUUACAUACUGGUCACAGGCUGGCCUGCAGGGGAACUGUGAGCCAUUGAGAGGUACUAGGGGGGCUUCACUGGGGGCAGUGUUCGCCAGACCCGUGCAGAGUGGAGGGUCCUGGGGCACACAGGAGGAGGGAAGGGAGUCGAGGCUGGGUGGUCUCUUCCCUGAUGGCAGCCUGAGAGCUCUUCCAGCCUCUGCCCUUCAGAUAAGCUGCCAGAGAGCCCUAACAUCCAGUGCCCAGGGCUGCAUGUGGUGGCCUCACCUGUGAGCUCCUCUUCAGGGGAUGAGCCCUCAGGGAAUGAGGAGUAAGGUGCUUAGCACUUGCUAUCCCUGGUAGUUUCCCUGAAUGUACACUGGGGUCCUUUGUGCUGGGACCACUGUCUCUCCUUGGUUAUGCCCCAGGCAUCAGCACAGAGGAGGGUGGGGACUGGUGGUGGCAGGGCUUGAAUAUUGGGGGCGGGGCCUUUCAUAAGCCCUGUCCUAACUGUGGCCACAGCAGGACCAGAGUGGAUCAGAAGGCCCUGGGGAGUGAGGGACACCGUGCUUGGAGCAGGAGGAGGUUGGUGACUUGCCUGCAGUCCUCAGCUGAGUGGACAGGGGAACCACUCAGGUCUGUGAGGGUGCCCUUGGCCUUUCAGGAAGAUUGGGAUAGGAGAUGAGCUUUUAGGUGGGACUUGGGGCUAUCUUGAGCUGAGCUCUCACUGACCCUUCUCACAGGGAAGGUGAUACCCAGCAGAAAGGGUGUGGAGGUUUCAGGCUUAGGUGGAGUUCAGGGGCUUAGGAGUGCUGGGGGCUGUCCUGCUGGAUCCUUUGUGGCCAGAUAGGACCCAGCCCAUAGCUGCCUCUCCUCCAGGCUACUGGUGCCAGGGUCUCCUUAUGUUGCUUGCUCAGUACUGGCUUGGCACCCCAGAUUUGGUGCGAUUCCCAGGAAGGGGAUAAGGUCCAGGAUGGGGCUGUGUGGCUAGCAGCCCUUCCACAGGCAGGGUCUUCCCUUGGGGUGGGGGGAUGUUGCUUGGUGGGGAUACCCCUGAGCACAAGCUGAGAGAGGUGUGCAGUGGGUGGUCUGCUGCUCAGCUGGAUGGGGUUGGAGGGUCUGGGUCAAUCAGGACAUGGAGGAGGACCCUGGCCCCACCAUGGAGGCUGUGGACUGUGCUGUCACCUGCCCUCUGCUCAGCACAAAGGAUCGGGGCCUCAUCUGUGAGCAGUGCUUUCCUCUUCCCUAAGGCUGGAGUCAGUGUGCUGGUCAGGGCCCUCAUCCCAGCCAGCCAGCAUGGGUCUGUCAACCAGUCCUGGGGACAGGUCGCUUCAGCUCGCAUAUCCCAGACCAGGUUGUUUUUGUGCCCUGGCCCCUCCCUACCCCUGUAGCAGUCCCUAGGUCACCCUGGCCAUCUCAACUGUCAGCCCUCUGGGUACCCUGUCUGACUUUUGUUCCCAGGCUCUCCACAUUCACACAGGCCUGGCAGGUGCUGUCCCAGAAGCACCUGCUGCUGUUCUCAUUCACCUCCUAAUGUCUCAGAUACCCUUUCUGCUUUGAGGCUGGGCCUGGCAGAGACCCUCCAUGUGUCCAAUGUUCAGACGAUAUCCCCAGCCUGAGGACCCCCACAAGCAGCAGUCCAUAGCCACCAUAAGUUUGGGGCGAGGGGCAGCUGGGGGGUUCAAGGUCCUGUUGUCACUCAGUCCUCUAGCUGUGUGCAUCCACUGUGGGUGUGAAUACCAGGAGCAAGAUGGGAAGGCCCCGAGUGCAGCCUCAGCUUUGGGUGGCAGCAGGGAACAGCAUCCAAAGGUCACUGGCCUCUGGGCCCCCAGAAGGGUUUGUGGGACCUGUCCGCGUGGUUCACAGAGGCACGGAGGACAAAUUCUGGCUGGGUGGUCAGUGGGGACUGACGGGUGGGUGGAAGUGAAGAGUCAAAGCUUCUCCUCCCACAGGCUGUGCACCAUGAGCCCCCGAGCCCACCUCCACAUCUGCCUCUGGCUGUGGCUGGGUACCACCUUGGCACAUGGGCUGGGACAAGUGAGCAGCCACCUAAGGCUAACUGUGCUGCCUGAGGACCGGCUGCAAAUGAAGUGGAGAGAGUCAGUGGGGAGUGGCCUGGGCUACCUGGUGCAGGUGAAGCCCAUGGCAGGGGACUCGGAACAGGAAGUGAUGUUAACUACCAAGAUCCCCAAGGCCACUGUGGGGGGCCUGAGCCCCUCCAAGGGCUACACCUUGCAGAUCUUCAAGCUCACUGGCUCUGGGCCUGUCCUGCUGGUACGGAGGGAGUUUAUGAUUGAAGACCUGAAGAGUAACUCCCUGGGCAAGAGUAGCCAGAGGCCACCAGGGGCAGCUCUGGAGCCCACCCCUUCCCACAGGGGAGCCCCAGAUCCUGAGCAGGCCUCUGACUCCAGAGUCACCUUCACCCCAGGCCAAGACCCUCCCAUUCUCGGAAUACCCAGUAUGGGUCAGCAGCAGCUUGAGCAGCACUGGUCCUGGGGCCCUGUGGCGCAGGAUCCCGCUCAACAUCCCCCGGACCUGGAGAGGCAGAGCCACUCUGUGGCCCCGGCCAGAAAGAGAGAGAAGCUAGCUGGCCCUGAGUUCCGCUGCACUCCCCCCACACCCACUGACAUGGUCUUCCUGGUGGACGGGUCCUGGAGUAUUGGCCGUGGCCACUUCCAGCACGUCAAGAACUUCCUGGCCAGUGUCAUCUCACCCUUUGAGAUUGGGCCCGAUAAAGUCCAAGUAGGCCUGACUCAAUACAGUGGAGACCCCCAGACCGAGUGGGACCUCAACUCCUUCCGCAGCAGUGGGGAGGUGCUGGCAGCUGUGCAUGGCCUCCGCUACAAGGGAGGGAACACGUUCACAGGCCUUGCCCUGACCCAUGUGCUGGGGCAGAACCUGAAACCUUCAGCUGGUCUCCGUCCAGAGGCAGCCAAAGUGGUGAUUCUCGUGACGGAUGGCAAGUCCCAGGAUGAUGUGCACACUGCUGCCCGCGUCCUCAAGGACCUGGACAUUGACGUCUUCGCUGUGGGUGUGAAGAAUGCUGAUGAGGCAGAGCUGAAGGUCCUGGCAUCCCAGCCCCUGGACAUCACUGUGCACAAUGUGCUGGACUUCCCCCAGCUGGCCACCCUAGCUGGACUGCUCAGCCGCCUCAUUUGCCAGAAGGUGCAAGGCAGGAGCCUGAGCAGGGCCCCAGUCACUCCAGAAGAUGCUCCGGCCCUGGAACCCCUCCCAGGGCCCAGCAGCCUGGUCCUGACCCAGAUCACCUCCUCCAGCGUCCACGUGUCCUGGACUCCAGCCCCCCAGCUGCCCCUUGAGUAUCUGAUCGUGUGGCAGUCGUCCAGGGGUGGCCCCCCCCAAGAGCUGGUGAUUGGAGGGCCCGCCUCAUCUGUGCAGCUUUGCAACCUGACCUCCAGCUCCGAGUACCUGGUCUCUGUGCUCCCUGUCUACAAGGAUAGGGUUGGCAAGGGCCUGCAGGGUCUGGUGACUACAGCACCCCUGCCUCCACCGCGGGCACUGACCCUGGUGACAGCAACACCCAGGACGCUCCGCCUGGCCUGGCAGUCCUCUGCCGGGGCCACCCAGUACCUGGUUCGAUGCUUAUCAGCCUCCCCAGGGGGCAAGGAGGAAGAGAAGGAGGUGCAGGUAGGGCGGCCUGAGGUGCUGUUGGACGGCCUGGAACCAGGCAGGGACUACCAGAUCUUGGUGCAGAGCCUGCGAGGGCCAGAGGCCAGUGAGGCCCAGAGCAUCCACAUCAGGACCCCUGCCCUGGCCCCACCAAGGCACCUGGGCUUCUCAGACGUGAGCCACGACUCAGCCCGUGUGUCCUGGGAGGGCACCCAGAGGCCCAUGCGCCUGGUCAGGGUCAGCUACAUCUCCAGUGAUGGUGGUCACUCAGGGCAGACAGAGGCUCCUGGGAAUGCUACAUGGGCUGCUCUGGGACCCCUCUUCUCCUCUACCACCUACACUGUUCGUAUCACCUGCCUCUACCUUGGGGGAGGCUCCUCCACGCUGACUGGCCGUGUGACCACAAGGAAAGCCCCCAGCCCAAGCCAGCUGUCGGUGACAGAGCUGCCAGGGGAUGCAGUCAGGCUGGUGUGGGCAGCGGCAGCCUCAUCGGGCGUACUGGUCUACCAGAUCAAGUGGACACCCCUGGGAGAGGGGCAGGCCCAUGAGAUCUCUGUCCCAGGAACCCUGAGCACAGCCGUCCUGCCUGACCUGGGGAAGCACACAGAGUACGAGAUCACCAUCCUGGCCUACUACAGGGACGGGGCCCGCAGUGACCCUGUGUCCCUCCGCUACUCCCCCUCUGCAGCAAGCAGAAGUCCUCCCUCCAGCCUGGCUCUGUCCUCGGAGACUCCCAACAGCCUUCAGGUCAGCUGGACACCCCCAAGUGGCCAUGUUCUCCACUACCGGCUCACCUACACGCCUGCCACAGGCUCUGGACCUGAGCAAUCAAUCUCUGUGCCAGGGCCCAGGAGCCACACCGUGCUCUCUGACUUGCUAGCUGCCACCAAGUACAAGGUCCUGGUCUCAGCUGUCUACGGAGCAGGGGAGAGUGUGGCAGUGUCUGCCAUGGGCUGGACAGCAGCCUGCCCCACCCUCCACCCGGACAGCUCCCUCCCAGGAUUUGACUUGAUGGCAGCCUUCGGCCUGGUGGAGAAGGAGCACGCCUCUAUUCGAGGUGUGGCCAUGGAACCCUCAGCCUUGGGCCUGACCCCGACCUUCACACUCUUCAAGGAUGCUCAGCUGACACGGCGGACUAGCGACAUCCACCCAGUGGCCCUGCCGCCUGAGCACACCAUUGUCUUCCUUGUGCGCCUGCUCCCUGAGACGCCCCGCGAAGCCUUUGCGCUGUGGCAGAUGACGGCUGAGGACUUCCAGCCCAUCCUCGGGGUUCUUCUGGAUGCUGGCAGAAGGUCGCUGACCUACUUCAACCAUGACCCCAGAGCUGCCUUGCAGGUGGCCACUUUCGACCUGCAGGAGGUGAAGAAGGUCUUCUUCGGGAGCUACCACAAGGUGCAUGUGGCCGUGGGACACUCCAAGGUCAGACUGUAUGUGGACUGCCAGAAGGUGGCUGAGAGGCCCAUCGGAGAGGCUAGCUCACCUACCUCUGGAUUUGUCAUGCUGGGGAGGCUGGCCAAGGCCAGGGGUCCCCGGAGCAGCUCAGCUACGUUCCAGCUUCAGAUGCUGCAGAUUGUGUGUCGUGACACCUGGGCAGAUGAGGACAGGUGCUGUGAGCUUCCUGCAUUGCCCCAGGGUCUGAUGAGAGCCAGGAGAGGGUCCAUGAAUGAGCAGUCUCCUUUCUUCCAGAGGGAUAGAGAGACAUGCCCUGCCUUCCCUUCUGCCUGCACCUGCUCUUCAGAGACUCCCGGGCCCCCAGGGCCUCAAGGCCCUCCAGGCCUCCCUGGGAGGAAUGGCACCCCAGGAGGACAGGGCCUCCCCGGGCCCAGGGUGGUUUUUCUUGACUCUCACUUCUGUUCUUGCCUAGUGGUAUUGGGAGAGCCAGGGCCACCCGGACAGACAGGACCUGAGGGCCCUGGAGGUCAGCAGGGGUCACCAGGGACCCAGGGCCGCACAGUCCAGGGACCUGUGGGUCCACCAGGGUCAAAAGGAGAGAAGGGAGACCAGGGGCUCCCAGGCUUACAGGGCUACCCUGGCCAGCAAGGCACCCCUGGGAGAGUUGGCCUCCAGGGACCAAAGGGAAUGAGAGGACUAGAAGGACCUGCUGGCCAGCCUGGCCCCCCUGGCCCCAGGGACAUUCCUGGUGCUGCCCCAAGUAACCCUACACCUCCCACCCCGGUGGCGACAUUAAGCAGAAUCUGUCCUGAAGAAGCCCAGGAGAACCUCAAGAAGAACCUGGGGCAGAAGCAGAGGGAGCCAGAAGCUGCGGCACAUCCAGAGCCUCUCUCUGUAGCAUUUCCAAGUUCAGAUAAAGGCCGAUUGCUUAUCUAUCAGCCCGAGGUGCCUGCUCAUUGCUGAGGCCGGGUCUUCCCACCCCACUUUCUGGCUCACACAAAACCGGGCCAGGAUUCCCACCCCGCUUCUCAGGCCUCCUCAAAGCUCAUCCUGUGGCCACCCCUCACCCAAGACAGCAGAUGCUCACCAACACAGUGGCCAGAAGGUUGCCUAGAACUCCAGUCACACCCUCCACUUGCCUAGAACUCCAGUCCAGCUGGGAGUGAAAUCCAAACCCUCUGCCUGCAGCUCCAGAACGUGGCAGGUUUCCUGCUGUGUCCACCCAUGGUCUUCACCUGCACUGUGCCUUUGCUGGGCUGCUCCCCAGGUGGUCGUCCCACUGCAGCGCCCUCCUCACAGCACACCACCCCAGCCCCCGUUGCAUCCAGAUAUGAUGCCAAGGCCUUGUCUGCCUGGUCCCCCUUCUGUCCUCAGCCCAAGGAGUCCAGACCCUUGCGUGAGUGGCCACCCUCACUCACCAGCCCCUGCACUGUGUUCCUGGCCUCAGGAUCUCUGAGUAAGGCCACCCUUCAGCAGGGGUGCCUGGCCCUACAUUGCAUUCUGCCCUGGCUUCACUACCUGUGCCCAGGCAGGGGUCUGAGAAAGUGUGGGAUGAGCUCACAGCACCCUGUGCUCCAUCCUGUGGCCCAGAGAAGAGACUCCCUCUUUUCCAAACCAAUAUUCAAUAGUUAAAUCUACUCUUCCCAUUUGUGUAGGUAAAUGAGAAAGAUACCAAAACCACAGGGGGAAUCCACCUCACUGGGGGGAAAUCAGAAUAAAAAAUUUUAAAAAAGAGCAAAUAGAGACCUGAUAAAAGGAAUCAUCUGCCAAGACUCCAGGCAUAGAUCUGCACACAGCCACCAACACGGGCCCAAAGAGCCGAAGGCAGGACAAGCUCCGGGGCUGACACUCAGUCCAGGAUCACAGGGAGGACUCUCCGCUGCUCCAGUACCUGGCCAAACCUGGGGACACACUGGGAACGACAGAGGGCCCAGUGAGACGAAGGAGAGCACCUGCACCCCAUGGGAGACAUGUGGCUACCAGCUGGAAGUGCCAGCUCCCACCACACGGAGAUUUCUCAGAUCUGUGGACAGACCAGUCACAGGGCAAGGAGGCUGAGGCAGCAGGAGGACGGAUCUGGUCCUGAGGGACAGUGAGCACAGAGUAGAGGAGCCGCGAAGGCGGCAUCCUGGGGGAGUCGUAGCUGCAGGGCCAGGGAGCAGAGAUAGUCGCCGAGAGCCAGGGUGGGGUCCCUGUCCCUCAGGAAGGUCACCAGGCUAUCUGGCUACUGUCUGAGCUGACACGUCCAGGGCUUCUGCUUGGGGGCCAGAGACACAGCUGGGCCAGGCCACUCUUUUUCUUCAGUACCAGAUAUUAAACAGCCCCAGAGGACCAAGAAGGCUCUUGAAAGGCAGAGCAAGGACAGACCUUUGUCAUAAGGAAUCAAGCCCAGGGUCAAGGGCACCCAGGGCCCCUAAAGAGCCCCUCAGGGCCGGGUCAGCUCAGGGAUCUCAAGCCUCUGCCUGCUUCUUACUGCUGUUCCUGCUGCCCCAGUCUCAAACGUGAGCCACAGCCACCCCACAACCAGGAAAUCAACUAAAAUAGCAAAGGCAGCUUGGGGUCAGUCCCUGGACUGCACAGCUGUUGGUGAGCAGUGAGCCCGAGCAGCCAGCCCCUCUCUGCACCCCUGACACACAAGCCACAGCUGCCCGGUCUGCUUUUUUUUUUUUU
Molecule: messenger RNA, 9337 nt
Organism: Ictidomys tridecemlineatus (thirteen-lined ground squirrel)
Lineage: Eukaryota; Metazoa; Chordata; Mammalia; Rodentia; Sciuridae
Source: RefSeq, a predicted model, not a curated record